This is a messenger RNA of Piliocolobus tephrosceles (Ugandan red Colobus), 806 nucleotides long. RefSeq names its product HEAT repeat-containing protein 3-like. Gene Ontology annotation, biological process: protein import into nucleus; ribosomal large subunit biogenesis. The transcript has 4 exons. The record is from RefSeq and is a predicted model, not a curated record. NCBI's taxonomy places the organism in Eukaryota, Metazoa, Chordata, Mammalia, Primates, Cercopithecidae. The annotation marks the transcript as partial.
AGUUGGUCAUUUACUUUUUUUUCUUUUUUUUUUUAAAGCCCACUGACAAGGAGCUGAGAGAGACUAUAGCAUUGCUGACAGCUCAACAGACUGCUCUGGAAAUUAUCGUCAACAUGUGCUGCAAUGAAGAUCCCUCUGAUGACGAAUGGGAAGAACUUUCUAGCAGUGAUGAAAGUGAUGCAUUUAUGGAGAAUUCCUUCAGUGAGUGCAGGGGACAGCUGUUCUCUCCCCUCUGCCUCUCCCAUGAGGUUCACACUGCUCUGACCAACUACCUCAUCCCAAAGAAGAUUUUUGAGAAAACUGCCUUUCCAAACAGCAUUGCAGUUGACCUAUGUUCCAGGAACCCUACUUGGAAACCUUUAAUUAGAAAAAUGAACAUUAUUCAGUGCAGAGCCCUCUUCUGUCUCCAGAGUCUUGUGUCCCUCCUGGAUGUGGAGCACCUGGGUGGAGCCACAGCCCUUCAGACGCUUGCACAGCAUCUGUCACAGCUGCUUUUUCCUCAACCAGGUAAAUAUUUACACUUUAUUGUGAAAGACUACGCAGACGGAACAGAAUUUUGAAGGGGCAGGAACUUGGAUUUUGUAAAUGUAUAUUGUUUGUCAUUCAAUCUGCAGAAACCUUUCCCAGACACAGGAAUCACAUAUUUGUAGUUGCCCAGGGGUACAGAGUCAAAACGAGGUAUGCAAGCAGCUCCUGGGCUUAUAGUUUUCUUUUUUAUUAAAAUUGUUUGCGUCCAGUUUUAUCAGGCCAAUCAAGACUGAAUCAUAAAUAUCAUAAAGGCCUCAUUAAGGUAUUUGGGUAAUUCU